Messenger RNA from Rubroshorea leprosula, 389 nucleotides. The record is from the annotation of a GenBank genome assembly. Lineage: Eukaryota; Viridiplantae; Streptophyta; Magnoliopsida; Malvales; Dipterocarpaceae.
CUAUGUAAGGACCAGAGUUGAUUGGCAAAACUCAUCAGAGAGAACGAAGCUAAUAAUCAAAUUACUUGAUUGUAAGUCUUUAAUUAAGUGAAGAAAAAUGUCAACUCCGGCAGCUGCAACGAUGGUGUUCAGGCUUGUGGCAACGGUGUCAAUAACAACGGAGCCAAUAACAUCGGCACUGGCUCUGGGAGCCAAAACCAUGGCCAAGGCUCCGGAUCUAACCACGUCAGUGGUGGAAUGUGGAACGUGCGUUGCCCAAGCUUUGCUGGCUGCCCUAUGAACGUCGGUCCUGAUGCUGGAGCUUGGAAUAUGGGGUCUGCAUCUGGAAGUGUCAACCAAUUCAAUGAACAAGCCAAUCUUUCACCAGGGUAUAAAACCUCCUUAUUGUU